UGCUCUCUGUGCCGGCUGUAAUGCGGCAGCGCCAGCCUCUCCGAGGCGAGCGUGGUGGCGCAUGCGCGGUGAGGUGGAAGGAGACCCGUCAGCUUCUCCCUCCCCUCAGCCGCAAGGCGGGAGGAGGAGGAGACGCCGUUAAUAAUUCCCCCCACUUUUUAAUUCUCAAUCUCCCCCCCCCAUUUACCUCGGCGUUACCCCUCAUAAUUUCCCUCAGAGGAAAAUGGCGGGUACUUGGACGGUUACGGUGUAAGAGACGACGGCGCUGAAGGCCUCCCUCGCCGGGGGGAGACGUCGUUGAGUCAUGGACGAGCAAAGCGUUGAGAGCAUUGCUGAAGUGUUCCGAUGUUUCAUUUGUAUGGAAAAGUUGCGUGAUGCGCGCCUGUGUCCACACUGCUCUAAACUGUGUUGCUUCAGUUGCAUUCGGUCUUAUGUCACUGCUGCAGCAUCUGGAGAGUGGCGUUGGCUGACAGAACAAAGAGCUCAGUGCCCUCAUUGUCGGGCCCCGCUCCAGCUACGAGAACUUGUCAACUGUCGUUGGGCCGAGGAGGUGACCCAGCAGCUUGACACGCUCCAGUUGUGCAAUUUGAACAAACAUGAAGAAAAUGAAAAGGACAAGUGUGAAAACCAUCAUGAGAAGCUCAGUGUGUUUUGUUGGACAUGUAAGAAGUGUAUUUGCCACCAGUGUGCUCUUUGGGGUGGAAUGCAUGGAGGACAUACAUUUAAGCCGUUAGCUGAAAUUUAUGAACAGCAUGUCACAAAAGUGAAUGAAGAGGUGGCAAAGCUUCGCCGGAGACUGAUGGAAUUGAUCAGUUUGGUGCAAGAAGUGGAAAGGAACGUAGAAGCAGUACGCAGUGCAAAAGAUGAGCGUGUUCGGGAAAUCAGGAAUGCAGUAGAGAUGAUGAUUGCUAGGUUAGACACUCAGCUGAAGAACAAGCUUAUAACACUAAUGGGCCAGAAGACAUCACUGACCCAAGAAACGGAACUUCUGGAGUCCCUCCUGCAAGAAGUAGAACACCAGCUACGGUCAUGCAGUAAAAGUGAGCUGAUAUCUAAAAGCUCCGAGAUCUUGAUGAUGUUCCAACAGGUCCACCGGAAGCCCAUGGCCUCUUUUGUCACCACACCUGUCCCACCAGAUUUCACAAGUGAGUUAGUUCCUGCAUAUGAUUCAACUACCUUUGUCUUGGAGAACUUCAGCACUUUACGCCAGCGGGCAGAUCCAGUCUACAGUCCACCUCUUCAAGUUUCUGGGCUUUGCUGGAGGCUAAAGGUUUAUCCAGAUGGAAAUGGAGUGGUGCGGGGCUAUUAUUUAUCUGUGUUUCUCGAGCUGUCAGCUGGAUUGCCAGAGACAUCCAAGUACGAAUACCGUGUGGAAAUGGUCCACCAGUCCACUAAUGAUCCUGCUAAAAAUAUAAUUCGAGAAUUUGCAUCUGACUUUGAAGUUGGGGAGUGCUGGGGUUACAACAGGUUCUUUCGACUGGACUUGCUUGCUAAUGAAGGCUACUUAAACAGACAGAAUGACACUGUCAUCUUAAGGUUCCAGGUACGUUCACCCACCUUCUUCCAGAAAUGUCGGGAUCAGCACUGGUACAUUUCUCAGCUGGAAGCUGCUCAGACCAGCUAUGUCCAACAAAUAAAUAACCUUAAAGAGAGGCUUGCAAUCGAGCUUUCCCGUACCCAGAAAUCCCAUGGCAUAUCUCCUCCGGAUACUCAUCUCAGUCCACAGAGUGAUGAUUUCCUCGAAGUGAGGCCAAAGAAGUCAGGCCCAAACUCGGAAGUGCUUCUUGAGGCUGUGGCCAGCGCAGCAUCAGUCAGAGAUGCUGAGGAGGAGGAGAAAGCACAGUAUGAAGACUUCAAUCAUGAGCUCUCAGACGGUGAUCUUGAUGUCGAUCUUGUUGGGGAGGAUGAGGCAAACCAUCUAGAUGGCAGCAGUUCCUCUGCUAGCUCAACAGCCACCAGCAACACAGAAGAAAAUGAUAUCGAUGAAGAGACCAUGUCUGGGGAGAAUGAUGUGGAAUACAAUCACAACAUGGAGUUGGAAGAAGGAGAUCUUGUGGAGGAAGCAGCUUCUGCAACAGCAGGUGCCUCAGGUGGGAGCCAUGGCUAUCCCGCUGCAAGCAGCCGCAUGUCAAGACGGGGAGGAAGCGCCCUGGGCUCUUCUGCCAGUAGCAGCUUACUUGACAUAGACCCUUUAAUAUUAAUACACCUGUUGGACCUGAAGGACAGGAACGGGAUGGAAAACUUGUGGGGCCUCCAGCCACGCCCUCCUGCUUCACUUCUGCAGAACAGAGCAUCCUAUUCUCUAAAAGAGAGGGACCAGCGGAGGCACCAGGCCAUGUGGCGUGUCCCGCCAGACUUGAAGAUGCUGAAGAGGUUGAAAAGCCAGAUGGCCGAAGUCCGCAGUAAAAUGUCAGAUGUGAAGAACCAGCUGUCGGAGGUCCGGACCAGCAAUGCCACUUCUUCUGACGGGCCAACUGCUUACUUGUUUCCUGGUGACCAGGGCCCCUUGGCUACUUGUGGGACGGAGAGCCAUAGCAAGCUGCAAGAACUUGGGAGAGAGCUGCUGACCAAAUCAUCCCUCUCUAGCUGCUACAUACGGAAUUCCACAAAUAAGAAAAGCCAUUCAACCAAAGCUAGUCGAACAGGAGCAGCAGGCAGCUUGUCUCUGCGAAGAGCAAUGGAUUGUGGGGAUGGACAUCUUCACUUAAAGGGAGAAUGUCAGAUUUCCUUUGAAGGUUGCCCGGGAAACUCAAAGCCCAGCAGUAGGCAUGGCUCCCCCAGGGCCUUGACUAGCAGCAGUGCCUCAGAGCUACUGUCUAAGCCCGAAGACAGGCAGUGUGAAGUCUCUGGUCCUGACGUGGGUGCGUCUGUCUUCAAUGGCACAAUGCCUGUGGAAAAGGCCAGGAAAGCAGCUGCUGUGGGAUGCCAUGUGGAAACAAUAGAGCCGGCUGACUUGGAACACAACACUGAAGCUGGGGAGUUGCAGGUGGAGCUCUCUGAUGGCGCUUCAGCAGGUGCAGAAGAAGCUGGGCUUUGCCAGAAGCACGUCCUUCACCUCCUGCCGGGCAUGAGCAGCGACAGCGACAUUGAAUGCGACACUGAGAACGAAGACCAGGAGGAUGGGGAAGCUGCUGGGGCUGCUCCAGAUGUCUUUGGUCAGGCAUUCCAGGCCCAGCCUUCAAGUGACGCCUUAGAGCUAUGCUCAGUUUUUCCGGAGGGUGACCAAAUAGGCGCUGAAGACCUCCCUUUUGCCACUGGAAAGGACAGCACAAGGUAGAGCGUUUGGCGUAGGGGCUCCCCGGAGUUGGAUUAGCAUUCACUAGCCUGUUGGAGGCGGCAGAACGCAGCAUCACAGGGUCCUGCUCAAUUCACCCAUUUGUUGCUCCUCCCAUUCCCUUCCCUGCUGAACAUCCAGCUGAACAGCUUUCCUGGUCCUGCUUGGUACAAACCUGCACCCUGCGGGCCUGUAAAAGGCACCGGAGCCCCCGCUAUGCUCUUCGUGGCGGAGAAGUCUGGGAGAAAGGAAUGUGCCACACACACACCCGCCUCUAUAUGGUAUGGAUUGACACUAAAGCUGUUACACUUCUGAGUCCUGAGCUACACAGUGAGUUGAGCCGCUCCUCUUCCUCCCCUCGCCCCCCCAAGCCAUUAGCCCAAUUUUGGCCAGUUGUAAACACUUGUUGCCAAACUCGUCUGCUACUGUGCAUUGCAUUUGAGCUGCUAAAAGUGCUCUGUGAAGCUAUGCUGAAAUGGCCGUUUUCUUUUAAGCAUGAGUUACUGUAUAAAUGUUUGGUGUGUCCUCCUGAAUGUUGUACUUAAUGGAAGGAUUUACUCUUAAAUGUCAUUUUAACUGCUGUAAAAAUUCAUACAGUUCCGAUGAAAAUGGUUUGCACUUUUAAUUAAUAAAAUGAACAUGGAAAUGAC
Rhineura floridana is the source of this 3924-nucleotide messenger RNA. RefSeq names its product tripartite motif containing 37 (gene TRIM37). Gene Ontology annotation, cellular component: aggresome; peroxisome. Gene Ontology annotation, biological process: negative regulation of centriole replication; protein autoubiquitination. The record is from RefSeq and is a predicted model, not a curated record. The transcript has 27 exons. Gene Ontology annotation, molecular function: ubiquitin protein ligase binding; tumor necrosis factor receptor binding; ubiquitin protein ligase activity. Bases 305 to 3277 code for a protein of 990 amino acids. Lineage: Eukaryota; Metazoa; Chordata; Lepidosauria; Squamata; Rhineuridae.